Messenger RNA from Dichotomopilus funicola, 288 nucleotides. RefSeq names its product DSS1/SEM1 family-domain-containing protein. Bases 1 to 288 code for a protein of 95 amino acids. Lineage: Eukaryota; Fungi; Ascomycota; Sordariomycetes; Sordariales; Chaetomiaceae. The transcript is spliced from 3 exons. The record is from RefSeq and is a predicted model, not a curated record. Gene Ontology annotation, biological process: double-strand break repair via homologous recombination; mRNA export from nucleus; proteasome assembly. Gene Ontology annotation, cellular component: proteasome regulatory particle, lid subcomplex; proteasome complex.
AUGGCCCCCUCGCAAAAUCCCGCGCAAUCCAAGAACGACAACGUCGCCGAGCCCAAACCCGACCAACAGCCCACAGUGGAGCAAAAGUCGGCUGCGCUAGAGGAGGACGACGAAUUUGAGGACUUCCCGGUCGAGGAUUGGGAACCGGAAGAGACCGAAGCGGCCAACGGCAGCGGCGCGCCACAGCAUUUGUGGGAGGAGUCGUGGGAUGAUGACGACACGAGUGAUGACUUUUCGGCGCAGCUUAAGGAGGAACUGAAGAAGGUCGAGGCGGCGAAGAAGCGGUGA